Messenger RNA from Micropterus salmoides (largemouth bass), 1870 nucleotides. RefSeq names its product gap junction protein beta 10 (gene gjb10). Bases 337 to 1128 code for a protein of 263 amino acids. NCBI's taxonomy places the organism in Eukaryota, Metazoa, Chordata, Actinopteri, Centrarchiformes, Centrarchidae. Gene Ontology annotation, cellular component: connexin complex. Gene Ontology annotation, biological process: cell communication. The record is from RefSeq and is a predicted model, not a curated record. The transcript is spliced from 2 exons.
CAUCGGGGAGGCUCAUACAAAGCCUGUUCCACCGCUGCGACACUGGACCGCAACAACAUCGUUUAGACUGUAAAUACUGAAAUUUGUAUGUGCUGAACCAGAUAGUAUGGCGAACUUUUCGGGAUAUACCCGGGUUAGCAGGUUUUAGACGUCGGUAUUUUGGACACGCGCAUUUACGCAGCAGGAAUGUACAAAGCUGAAGAAGUUUACCACGGUCUUUGAGAGGCGAAUCGCUGAUUUGAGCUAGUAGAUACCUGUGCUUUGUCUGUGCUGUUGCAAAGCGCUUCUUCUGUCUUCCAUCAGCAGGAAGAGAGGACACACUGAACAAACUUCAUCAUGAACUGGGCAUUCCUCCAGGGCCUCCUCAGUGGGGUGAACAAGUACUCCACAGCCUUCGGCCGAGUGUGGCUCUCUGUUGUUUUCCUCUUCAGGGUCAUGGUGUUUGUGGUGGCAGCAGAAAAGGUAUGGGGCGAUGAACAGAAAGACUUCCAGUGCAACACUGCUCAGCCCGGGUGCCACAAUGUCUGCUAUGACCACUUCUUCCCUGUCUCCCACAUCCGGCUGUGGGCCCUGCAGCUCAUCUUCGUCACCUGCCCCUCUCUCUUGGUGGUGAUGCACGUUGCCUACAGGGAGGACAGGGAACGCAAAAACCGCCUCAAGUAUGGUGACAACUGCCGCAGUCUCUACAAGGACACGGGCAAGAAGCGCGGAGGCCUGUGGUGGACCUACGUCCUCACGUUGGUCUUCAAAAUUCUUGUGGACGCCACCUUCGUCUACCUCGUCUAUCGCAUCUACGAGGGUUACGACUUCCCCUCGCUCAUCAAGUGUGAGCAGAGUCCCUGUCCCAACACGGUUGACUGCUUCAUCUCUCGCCCCACUGAGAAACGGAUCUUCACCCUCUUCAUGGUGGUCACCAGUCUGGUCUGCAUCCUUCUUUCUAUUUUUGAAAUCCUCUACUUGGUUGGGAAACGCUGCUGUGAAUGUUUCACCAUGGUCCAUCACUCUCGCCACGUCAUGACCCACACGCUGUCCAGCGGAGGCCACUUGAUGGAGGCCAACAGUCUAAAGCUGAACAGCAAAAUCAUCCCUAAAACACCGGCUCCUUCAUACAGAGUCACCGUAUCUUGAGAUACUGAGAAUAAAAGGGAACAGACCAAAAACGGAAAUGGGAAAGGAAAAUGUGCUUCUUCUUACUCUACAAGUACCUCCUUACAAGACUUUUCAGCAGACAUUUGUCUGCUCAGAGACUGAACUACAAUGGAGUUACUUACUGUUUGUCAUAGAAGUAGAAAUUCUGGACUACAAGACAUUCAGUAUGUGUCAUUGAUCAAUGUGCUCACUAUUGUGGGUUUGUGAGUACAGAGCUUUUUUUUUUUUACAGAUGAAAGUCUAUAGUGCUUAAGAAUAAAAAAAAAAAAGCAAGUUUGUGUGAUGCAGAGUCAGAUAUAGCCUCCAUACCAAUUACAUGAGUCAAUCCAUGUGGUGUUGGAGAGUGUGGGUUUACAAAGAUGUGGUUUUCUGUGUAAGAUUUUCCUCUGCUCAGUGCCCAACCUCCAAAUGUUCAGUUCAGACUGCUGCGUCUUCUCCCUUCACUCGCAUGCUCAUAUCUGACUCUUUGUGAAUGCUGUUCUAACAUCCGUUAUGUUAACAUUUGAAAGAUUGUGUUGUUCAUGUAAGUACACUGUUCUGGACCAUUUUUAACUGCUCCCUGUAUACAUGCAGAAGAGAGCAACAAAGUCAUGAAGACAGAUGUUAAUGAUAUAAUGGAUGUGCAUAUUUAACUGUUGAGGUGCAGUAGAGCUGCAAUUGCUGUUGUUGAUAUUAUUAUGUUGAUAUGUUAUUUUUCAUUAAAGAUAAUGCUUUUCAUGUA